Helobdella robusta is the source of this 774-nucleotide messenger RNA. RefSeq lists its product as hypothetical. Gene Ontology annotation, biological process: actin filament organization; muscle contraction. Gene Ontology annotation, cellular component: actin filament. The record is from RefSeq and is a predicted model, not a curated record. The transcript is spliced from 8 exons. The coding region runs from base 1 to 774 and encodes 257 amino acids. Lineage: Eukaryota; Metazoa; Annelida; Clitellata; Rhynchobdellida; Glossiphoniidae. Gene Ontology annotation, molecular function: actin filament binding.
AUGGCGGCUCCUGGCGACGGCGCGAUUUCGAUAAAUGCAUUGAAAGUUCGCAUGCAAGAAGUUUCGGAAGAACUAAGCAAAUACAAGACUUUGUUCGAAGCCUCUGAAAAAGAACUGGAAAUCGAAAAAGCCAAAACCAAAGCACUAGAGAGUGAAGCAAGAGAAUUGAACCACAAAGUGAGUUUGAUGGAGAAUGAAUAUGAUCAGCAGGCAGCAAAAUAUGUUCUCCUAUGUGAAAAACUUGAAGAAACCAUCAAAGUUGCUGAAGAAUGUGACAAGCAACGUAAAUUAUUAGACCAGAAACGUGUUGUGGAUGAAGAGAGGCUGGCUGAGUUGGAGCAGAUAUUUAGAGAAACUAGUGAAAUUGCUUUCGAGUCUGAGAAAAAAUAUGAUGAGGUUUCUCGUAAACUGGCUGCAUCAGAAUCAGAUUUAGAGAAAGACCUUGCCAAGACAGAAGCAGCUGAAUUAAAUGUUAAAAAUUUGCAAGAUGAUUUAAAAACCAUGUCUGCUAAACUGAAAUCUAUGCAAGCAAGAGUUGAUAAGGCUGCAACCAAAGAAGCUAACUUUGACAAGACAAUUGAAGAUUUGAGAAAUCAGCUAAAAACUUGCAUCAAAAUUAUGUUUCAGGCUGAGGACUGCGGGAAUGAAGCUGACAAAACAACUUGCAAGCUGCAGAGGGAACUGGAUCAGCUUCAAGAUCAUUUGCUGCAGAUAAAAAUGCAGUGCCAAGUUUUGAAACACGAGUCUGAUCCAAGGGACAUUUCUUUCAAUUAA